Molecule: messenger RNA, 10460 nt
Organism: Aedes albopictus (Asian tiger mosquito)
Lineage: Eukaryota; Metazoa; Arthropoda; Insecta; Diptera; Culicidae
Product: membrane-bound transcription factor site-2 protease-like
Exons: 3
Coding region: 261-1778 (505 amino acids)
Biological process (GO): regulation of response to endoplasmic reticulum stress; membrane protein intracellular domain proteolysis
Cellular component (GO): cytoplasm; membrane
Molecular function (GO): metalloendopeptidase activity; protein binding
Source: RefSeq, a predicted model, not a curated record
CGGUUCGUCAGUCAGUCAGUGCAAUGCCAGUCAGUAGCAGUGCAUGCAUAUAGAAAAAAAAAUAAUCAAAAAUUAUCCUGGCGGUGCGAUUGGUGAGAAAGAAGAAACCGGUCAACAGGAAAACAUUACCACAGUGCAUCAUUUUCGUCCCGAAUCUAUAGUGAAAACCGCAUUGCAUCACUGCACGGCCGGCUGGUUGGCGAAUUAUGUGUUAAAAGGGCUAAAGGUUUGUGUAGGGAAAUUGGAGCAUUUUAUAGACGAUGGAUUUUUUACUGCUCCUGGGCGUGGUGGUGGUCAUCUAUGGAGUCCUAUUGUUUUUCGAUAACUUUUUCAAGAGCUGUAUGCGCUAUCCUUAUGAGGCGUUCCUAAAGGGGACGGGUUUGUCGGUGAAAUUCCUCCGGUUACAGUGGCACACGACGGCUCUCAAUCGAUCCAUUGUCAAAUGGAGUACGGCUUAUCCAAAACUGCUGGAUCUAAAUUUUAGCUUAGGAGUUUACUUGUCGGUGUUGCUCAUGCCAGUUGCGUCACUACUAAUCAUCGUGUCCGCUUUCCAUACCAAGAGUUCCGGCAAGGCGAGCUCGGAUGGUGCCGCAGGGGUUUCCAAGGCAGUGGCCGAAUCCGUAUCGUUGGAUUUACUCAUUCCGGGAGUUAAUCUGCCACUGAAUGAAAUUGGAUACUACAUCGCGGCCUUGGGAAUCAACAGUGUAGUGCACGAGUUGGGCCACGGAUUGGCCGCAGUGCUCGAGGAUGUUCCAAUCAAGGGAUUUGGAUUCCACGUAAUGUUGAUCAUUCCGAUGGCCUACACUCAGCUGGACUCGGACCAGCUAAAUGCGCUGAAGACGUGGAAGAGGCUGAAGGUGCUAUGUGCCGGGAUUUGGCACAAUCUGCUGCUGGGUGCUUUCACGUAUUUGCUGUUCGUCACAACUCCGGUGAUGCUGUCGGCGAUUUACCGGGUGAAUGAAUCCGUGAUGGUGACCCACAUCAAGAACAACUCUCCGCUGCUGGGAGCACGAGGACUGGAAGAAGGAGACAUCAUUACCGCAAUCAACAGUUGCGAAGUCCGCAACGAGGCAUCCUGGUACGACUGCCUGCUGGAAUCACUCCAUUCCCAGCCAUCGUACUGCAUUUCCCCAGACUUUGUCCACCUGAAUGACGAAUCGGUCCCUAUAUCACACAAAAACGAUGGCCUCAUUGAGUGCUGCAGCGUGGACAACACGGCCUCCAACUGCUUCGAGUACAUGGUCGAUGUGAACGAAGAGGACGUGGCCCUUCCGCAGCACAUGUGUCUCAACAUCCGAAAGGUGGUUGAAAACUCUUUUGGGUACUGCCAUCAGAAGCCCAUCUGCUCCGAAGGCCAUUGUUUUAAACCGAUGAUCAACAAUUUCACGACCAUUCUGCAAAUCCGGAGGGACCGCAAACCGGACGUAAUCUACAUUGGCCAUCCGGCGGACCUGACCCGAACGAUCCGAAUAUCACAAUUCGUUCCGAAGACGUCCAUCUUUCGGCCCGGUUUCGCCGACGACAUCCAACUGCUGCUCAAGUACGUGACGGUGUUUGCCCUCGGUCUCUCGGUCAUCAAUGUGAUACCCUGCUUCGGCUUCGACGGGCAGCACAUCGUCAGUGCGCUGCUGACGAACGGGCUGGUCGUUAGCCGGGUGCCACAGAAAAGCAAACGGGACGUGAUUGCACUGUGCAUCAACAUCGUUGGGACGCUGUUUGUGUUUAUUCUGCUGACCAAGGUCUUUUGGCAGAUGCUGUUCAAGGCCUUGUGGCAGUAGGUGUAGGGUGGGUGGGGAGAGAAUAGAGAGAGAGAGAAUCUGAACUUUGUACAACUGACAGUGCACUGUGGUCCAGUGAGUAGAUUUACGGGGAAAAGUGUUUGAGCUUGAACAUUAUGUUUUAUGUUCUUUUAAAAUCUUUUCUUUCAAUUGUUAUCUAUUCCCAGUAAUUAAGCGAAACAAAAAUUAACUAUUGGUCUGUCUCAAGAGCAAACUUAAGUGUCUCUGCUGCUAAAUCCAAAUCCGAGCUCAGAUUUGCUCCAGCACGUAACCAUUUUGAGCUAUACUUCAAUUUAUAGGGCAAAAUAUGCGAUUUUGGGCUUUUUUGAUUGCAAGCAUGGAAAUUUCUUUUAAGCAAUCAAAGGGUAAAUUGGUAACAUGUAAAUUAACGACUCAUGCAAAAUAUUUAGUUUUAUCAAAUCAAAUUUGAUAGAUUAAGCAUUUGCGGGACUUCAUCUGGACAGACCGAAAAAAGACCGAUUCGCAGCCGCAAUACGUCUUUUCACCACGCGGAUAACAUCAUUAUCGCACGUCACUAGAGUACCAAGAUAAACCAAUUCACCCACAACUUCAAACUUUUCUCCACUCCUCUUCCACGGCCCGACGGUCGAUUCCGAUGAUGUCGAUAUCGUCCGCGAAGCCCAGGAGCAUAUGCGACUUCGUAACAAUGGUCCCGCUCUUGUGCACACCAGCUCUCCUUAUCGCUCCUUCCAGUGCUAUGUUGAACAGUAAGUUCGAAAGAGCAUUGUGAAUGCCGGGCAACUCACUGGAACAAUCCGUUCCCAGCCAUCUUAGCAAACUGCAGUAGAAUCACUUGGCAUAAUUCGGAACCUCACUGUGAUGGCGACUUGCUCCGCCAACAGUCCACUCGUCAAUGAGGCAGCAUCACACUGACGACGACCCCGUCAUGGUGCUGGCUGUCACUGAUGCUUGCUAGGGGAAAUACACGCAUGGGGAAUGCUACUCAGCUUUGUUCAUACUCCACAAGCAUCGCCCUGCUUCAGUCCGUCAAAGGUUACAAACGAUGACGAAAUUUCAUCCGCAACCCAUACACUUGAUUUCGAGCCGUCAAGCGUCGCACAAAUCAGUCUAAUCAGCUUCGUCGGAAAUUCAUGUUCGAUCAUAAUCUGCCAACUCGCUUCUCUUUAUUGAAUCAUAUACCGCCUUGAAAACAAUAAACAGAUGAUGGGUCUGCAAGUUGUAUUCCCGAAAUUUAUCGAGAACUUCCGCAGGGUGAACAUCUGAUCUGUCGUUGAUCGGCCUUCACGAAAUCCUACCUGAUAUUCGCCGACGAAGGACUCCUCAAUCGGCCUCAGCCUGUGGAACAGAACUCCGGACAAAAUUUUGUACGCUGAAUUGAGGAGUGUUAUUCCUCUGUAAUUCGCGCACUCCAGUCGAUGCCCUUUCUUGAUAAGAGGGCAAAUGAGACCAUCCAACCAACUAGCAGGCAGUUCUUCCUCCUCCCUUAUCUUCAAUAUAAUACGGUGUAAGAGUUGAUACAGCUGCUCACUACCGUGCUUGAGAAGCUCGGCCGGGAGUUCGUCCUUCCCAGCAGCCUUGUUGUUCUAGCUGUCUUGACCUCGUCUAGCGUUGGAGGUUCCACAGCUUGUCCGUAGUCGUCGAUUCGAAUUCUGUCCGUCUCUCUUCCACUCCCACCGUUCAACAAUACCUCGAAGUGCUCUCUCCACCUGGCAGCCACCAUUAUCUUGUCUCUAAGCAAGUUUCCAUUACGGUCGUUGCACAUGACGGGAGAAGGCGCUGUUUUUCUCCGCACGCCAUUGACAGUUUCGUUAAAUCUCCGCAUAUCAUUCUGUUCCAUACUCUCUUGCGCCUGAGCAAUCACAUUUUCCUCGUGCUCUUUUUUCUUUUUACGGUGGAUUCGUUUUUCGGCUACUCUUGCAUCCCUAUAUCGCUCCCUGCUCUGCCGGGUCCCCGACACCAGCAUCCGGCUUCUGGCAACAUUCUUCUCGUCCGUUACCCUCUGGCACUCCUCGUCGAACCACCCGUUCCUAGGUCGGAGCAGUACCUAUCACCUCCCGCGCUGCUGUACUCAUCGCUCCGUGGAUAGACUCCUACAGAGAGUUGAGAUUAUCGCUCUCGUUGAUCUCACUUAUUCACUCGUCCAGCUUCUGGUGAUAGUCAGCUACCGUACCGUCUGCUGAAAACCGCUGGAUGUUGAAACACAUCGAUCGCCGGUUCCUAGAGUCCGACACGGUUGAUAACCGAGCUCGAAUCUUACUAACUAGGGUAUCGCGCCAUUUGGGCGGUGGCUUCUACAUUCGCCUGUUUUCCACUAUAACUCAGUCAAUUUUGAACCAAUUGACUUGAAAUGUUGUACACAGGUAGAUACUAUACAUAUCUCACCACAUUCCAAAAGUUGUGCCAAUUGGUUCAAAAUUGACUGUAGUUGCCGGCUUAGAAUAGCACUACGGACCCGUGCUGAGGGAUGAAUGGUUGAGGGGGUUUAAAAUAUGCUCGAUCUUUAACGGAGCCCGUAGCGUGGGUAGAUCGCCUUUUUGGGUUGCGUUGCGGUGAAAGAUCUACCAAAUCGAACCCUAGUCCUAACUGCUUCCAACUAGUGGAACAGCAUAUUUUAGUAAUCAAAGGAAAACACUUUGGUCCUUAUUACAUUUAUACCUUGUUGAAAGUGAAAGGUCUCGGUUUUAGGUGUGGCCGAGAUGGAUCUUGAAACUAGGAAACAUGGGUUAGUAUUCCUAAUCUUUUAUUCGGUGUACACUGGUUUGAAACAGAAAGGACUAGGGUUCCGAUGCAUGGUCAAUAUCGGUAUCGUUUCUUGACGUUCUCGUUAAGGGAUCCGAUUUUGACUGAAAAAGGAGCGUGUUUAAAGCGGAACCUAUCAAUCAGAAUCCUUCCUUGCGAUUAUGUUGAAAAUGACUACUGAGCGGUUCCAUAUCAUUUCAGCAACGAGUAAUUUUCAUAUAUCUUUAUUUGGAUGAAACCUUGCAUACAAGUCUUUGGGGGAGAAAAACGCCGUUUUGCAUACUUGGUUCGCCAUUUUGAAUCUAGCCUUACUUAUGAGAAGGGCCUAUGAAAAAUGCACAUGAUAUCUUCAAAAAAUUGUAUCUCGAAAACGGUUUGUCCGAUCGGUUUGGUGUCUUCGGCGAAGUUUUAGACAAUUGUUGGUGCUAUAUGGAGAAAAUAUGCACGGUAAAAAAAUAUGUUUGGUUUUUGUGAUUUGAACUAAAAUAUAGAUUUUCCCUCAAAAGUGACAUGUCAAUAUUUUUUUUAUUAUCCUUAUGUUAUAGCUGACUGAAAAUGCUACCUAGUGCACAGUGGGUUGUUCUGGAGAAAAAUAGGUUACAAUGAAAAAAAAAUGUUUUAAAAAAUUACGGUUUUCAAAAAAAGCUAUUAAGUAAAGUCAAAAAAGUUUGUCGCCCUAAUUUUAUGAAAGUACAUCAAAUUUGCAAGAAAAAAGUACUUCGGUAACAUUUUUCUAAGAUGCACCGUUUAGAAGAUAUUACUAAUUUAAUAUUGAUUUUUUUGAUAACUUAAUAAGUUUUAGCCCUUUUCGGAUGUACUCCGUGUUUCUCCAGUUUCAAAAGUAUUUUUUUCGGAAAGAUUGGAAAAUUUUGAGUUAAAAUGACACUGACAGCUUAAAGAUUUGAGUGAAAUUCUCUGCCUUAAAAGUAUUUUGAAACAAGUUACAAAAUCCCACUAUCAAGAACAAUGAUUUCUUCCAGUGGUUUUUGGUGCCUUCUGCUGAAAACGUGCUAAUAAGUAUUAGAUACAGGUAAUCAGAUACCAGUUAGCUGUACUACGUACAGUUGGUGAUUGUAAACAUGGUCUUUGUUGGAACUAGUCCACCAUGGCCACGCUGGCCCAGGCUUGUAAACAUUCGACACUUUUCACUGCCUUCGUUUCGUUGUCGCGGUCGGGUGUCAGCUUGCUUUAUUUCAUUCGAACGCGACUGCUACCUCUUACACGCAACACAAGCGGCAGAACAAAGAUCAAUAAACAAAAAAGUGGAUCAAAUCAACGUAGUCUGACACGAUGACAUUAGUAUAAUUCCAGCUUUUCGCAAGAUUUCAGCCAAUUUUGAUUAAAAUUGGUAUAAUAUUAGUAUAAUAUUAGUCACCUUCCAUCAAACUAGACGGCUGCCGACUGAUACCUCAAUCAACAACCGCCGCACUCUUUAUUCAUUCCAGGUAUAUACAAUUUACAAUCUUCUUCAAUAACAAUAUACCUACGCCAGCAAAUCUACCUCGCUCCAACUCUCCAAACUCGUACCUGACGAUACCUGAGCGUUCAACUCUACCUAUCUUCCAGCAGUCUUUACCCAGCAUUCUAUGAUUUAUACCCGUGAGCUGUAUAAUAAUGUCUGACUCGGUUCUGAAUUCAUCCAGUAUCUACUAGGGAAAACCAAAUGUACAGUACUGUAACAAAACCGAAUACUUUAUAACUUCUCAAUGGUGAUAAAGUAAUACGACAUGCACUAUACAAAGGACACGGGGUAUACCACAAUAGAUCAAAAUAUUGGUCGCAGUGGUUAUGGCCCGAACAGAGAAAAAAAAAAAGUAGCGCGGUUCCCUACGAGAUAGUGAUCUGAGUCGAUGUUGGGACCUCUAAAAGUUCUAACAUCAAUUACGUCCGAGAAAUGUCGGCCAUCUACCAGCACAUGGUCGAUUUGAUUGCAAAUAUCGCCGUUUGGGUAUCUCCAGGUGUGGUUGCGGAUAUCCUUGCGUGCAAAGUAGGUGCUACUGAUGGCCAUCCCCCUGGCCGCAGCAAUGUUGUCUAAUCUCAGGCCGUUGUCAUUAGUGACGGAGUGAAGGCUCUCCGUACCGAUGAUUGGACGGAAAAAGUCCUCUCUUCCGAUCUGCGCUAGGGCGUCACCGAUGACAAUCUUAGCGUCGUGUUUUGGGCAUUCUCCAUAGGUCUUGUCAAGACAUUCAUAAAACGUAUCCUUCACAUCAUCGGUUUUCUCGUUGGUCGGCGCAUAGACAUUGAUCAGGCUGUAGUUAAAGAAUAAGCCCCGGAUUCUCAAUACGCAGAUCCGUUCGUUGAUCGGCUUCCACCUCAUAACUCGCUUCAUCUGUUUCCCGAUCACUAUGAAUCCGACCCCAUGUUCUGCCUUAUCGCUGCCGCUGUGGUAAAUGUUAUAUUUGAACGAUGUGUUGGCGACGGGAUCCACCGCCCUGAAUUCACGUUCACCAGUUUUGGGCCAACGAAGUGCGUGUAAGUGUAUUGCAGCCACGCACACACGAACUUUCUGCAAUUCACGAGCCAAAAGGCUCACUCGUCCAGGUUCAUUUAAGGUCCUGACGUUCAAGGUACCGAGUUUCCAAUCAUAGUCCUUAUUUCGUUGCCGGGUCGGUUUCCGAGAGUAUCGUUCGCAUAUUCUAUUUCUUUCUUCAUUUUUCGUAGUGUUGAAAGGCUUCGACAGGCUACCUUACCGGGGUCGCGCUGCCUACAUCGCGUUGGUGGGGUUACUACCUUAGGUAUCGAUGGCGCGAUACAGCGUUUCAUAUUCAGCCGCUGGAUGCCAGAACAGACGCUGUUUGAGCCGCACCUCCUUGGUGAACAGACGCUCGGGACGUACCUCCUCAAUUUAGCUGAAGUCCUAAUAAACACUUGACAAAUAUUUUCCGGCGAAGCUGGUUAGACUGAUUCGUGCAACGCUUGACGGUUCGAAAUCAAGUGUACGGAUUGCGGAUGAAAUUUCGUCAUCGUUCGUAACCUUAGACGGGCUGAAACAGGGCGAUGCGUCUUCGAACUUACUGUUCAACAUAACGCUGGAAGGAGUGAUAAGGAGAGUUGGUGUGCAGAAACGGAACCAUUGUCACGAGCUCGCUUCUGGGCUUCGCGGAUGAUAUCGGCAUCAUCGGGAUCGACCGUCGGGCCGUGGAAGAGACGUUCAUACCUUUCAAAAGGGAAACUGCGAGGAUUGGACUAACAAUUAACACCACAAAGACCAAGUACAUGAUUGCUUGUGGUAGUGGUGACGAAGUGGUGAAAAGUUUGUUGUUGUGGACGAAUUUGUUUAUCUUGGUACUCUAGUAACGUGCGAUAAUGUUGUUACCCGCGAGGUUAAAAGAUAGAUUGCAGCUGCGAAUCGGGCCUUUUUCGGUCUGCGAAACCAGAUGAAGUCUCGUAGGCUGCAAACGAAGACAAAACUCGCGUUGUACGACUUUGAUUCUUGCGGUCGCUUCAUACGGCCAUGAAUCGUGGACGUUGAGAGAAGCUGCUCGGAGAGCCUUUGUAGUCUUCGGACGUAAAGUACUACCAACAAUACUCGGCGGUAAACUGAAGGAUAGCAUCUGGCGGCGUCACAUGAACCACGAAUUGUACCAAGUAUAUAAAAAGAUGGAUAUAGUGAAGCGAAUAAAACACGGUGGGCUGGACACGUAGCUCGUAUGCCGGAGGAACGACAAGCUAAAACCAUGUUCAGCAGAGAACUAGGAAGAGACCGUCGGCUUCGUGGCAGGCUGCGCACACGUUGGCUUUUUGCGGUUGAGGACAUAGGGCUAAACGUUCAGGGUGAUUGGAAGCGAUUGGCCCAGGACCGAGACCAGUGGAGGUGUAUGCUUCAUUCGGCGUUGCCUAACCGCUACGAGUUGUAGCCCAUCAAAUAUAAACACUUGAAAUAAUUUCACGUUCGUUUAACGUCAAUUGAUUUUUUUCUGCUCCCCUGUUUGGGAAAUUGAGCCACUGCGUCCAAUAAGCUGAACUUUUGUGGCAUGCCCCGUUUUGAUAAUCGCAUCUAGCCAGCUAAUUACCAUGUGUCAAGCAAUCAGCUUCUACCACGACGCGUCGUCUCCCAGUCAGGUGCAAUGGAAUUUAUAAACUCCAAGACCUUCCCAGGUUCUGCAGACCAGAUCUCGCUAAAUUGCAAGCAAUUUAUGAAUUUUUGCCUGCGCGUGUAAAAAGCACCACAACUGCAAAGCAGAAGUUCCGAGGUUUCACAUUCCGUAUUACAGAAACGACAGAUAUCACUCUGAAUCUGGCCGCUAUUUUUCAAGUGAUACCUGCUCGGGCAGUGUCCAGUUACUAGGCCAGUGUAUGUACAUAGAGCUCAAUUUAUGGUGUUGAAUUGAACGUCAAUUGAUGGUUUGUUGAUAUCUUUUACACGUUGCAAUUAUCUAUUUAUUAAGAGCCUAUUUAUUUAAAAAUUUAAAAAUUUUGCAGUUAUCAAACGUCUACUGUAGUACAUAAUAUGUAACAUGUAGCUUAGGCUAUCAAUUCGCGAAAGCAUUUCUUACAAGAUACAUAUUGCUGGAUCAUCGACUAGAAUCAUGGGUCCUUAUUUAAUCCCUUAUUUCGAUCAGAUAAUAAAUUUGAAAUGAAAUCGCUUCAUCGAUAAUACGACUAGGAUUGAAUGAGUAGAGUUUUUCACGCAAUCGAAUAAGCAUUUCAUACGUAGGUACGUUCCGUUCAACAUUGCAAUUAGCGAAAUUGUUAGCCGAAUACGCGACUAUAUCAUUCAGGUUCGCAUCACCAGGUACGCUGGAGCAGAUCAACUAAAAUACGAUGGAGAAGCACUACUAUGGUCAUUACCAAGAUUUUGGAGGAGGCAGUAUUGCCGGAGGAAUGGAUGGAAAGUAUCGUGUAUCCCAUCUGCAAAAAGGGCGACAAGUUGGAUUGCGGAAAUUAUCGAGCGAUCACAAGAGAGUUCGUGGAUCAAUAUCAGGCUGGAUUUAUGGGUGAACGUGCUACAACGGACCAGAUGUUCAGAAAUGCCACGAAUACAACGUGCCCACGAUGCGAUGGAUCGAGAGAUGGGCAAAUCUCGCAGAGGGUUACGGCAAGGUGGUGGUCUUUCGUGCUUGCAGUUUAACAUUGGUUUAGAGGGUGUAAUAAGGAGAGCGGAGAUAAACACGAGUGGAACGAUUUUCACGAAGUCCGUUGGUUUCGCUGAUGAUUUUGAUAAUAUAUUAUAUUAUAUAUUAUUAUAUUAUAUAUUAUUAUAUUAUAUAUUAUAGCUCGCAAAUUUGAUACGAUGGCGGAAACGUACAUCCGUCUGAAGAAUGAAGCCAGGUGAAUCGGAUUAGUCAUUAUUGUCUCGAAGACAAAGUACAUGAUGGCAAAGUACUCCAGGGAGGAAUCACUGCGGCCGCCAUCCCGAAUUUCUAUCGACGGAGAUGAAAUCGAGGUGGUUGAUGAAUUUGUGUACUUGGACUCACGGACGGAUAAAACCCUGGUAAAUUGGAGUUCGCCAAAGAUUCGGUUCGUACAAUAAGGAGAGAUAUGUUUAACAGGUAUAGGGUGAUCUGACGUUCUAUUAUUGUUUACAGUUAUCACGCAUGCAAUGUAGAACAAAUGCAUCUACAGGAACGGUUAGCCUUACAUUUCGUAUUCUGCGCUCAUUACAUAUUUCUUCAUAAAUUUGCUUUCUGGACCACGGUGCAGUAGUGGUUUUACGAUGACGUAGAAUCGCACACCUCUAGGGCGUUAAAAAAAGAUAAGAAAUCAUGUGUUGUAGUCAAUAGCAUUUAAGACGAUUUGCGAGUAAGGAAAAGAAAGAAAAAAAAAGAAUCAUGAAACGAAGAUGAUAGCAAUAGCCGUUAUGAAAAUAGUUUAUAGCGAUGACGUAGCCGUGUGUGUUUGUAUAUGUAUGUCUGUGUAUACUGAGCAACGAUGUGCAACUUUGAUUGUAGGCACUAACUGUACGACGGAGCAUUGACAUUGAAGUGUAGCUAAAUACAAUCACCCUUUUAAAAUAUCAAA